This is a messenger RNA of Drosophila obscura, 1909 nucleotides long. RefSeq lists its product as uncharacterized. The transcript has a single exon. Bases 1 to 1809 code for a protein of 602 amino acids. Lineage: Eukaryota; Metazoa; Arthropoda; Insecta; Diptera; Drosophilidae. The record is from RefSeq and is a predicted model, not a curated record.
AUGACUUCAGGACGGCUCGUUCUGAUUCUCUGCUGCCUCGGGCAGGUGUUGGUGUUGACGAGUGCCCAACUGUCUAAAUUGAGCAUUCACGGGGAAGUAGAACUGGAGAAACAAUUGCUAAGAUUGCUGCUGAGACUGCGCGCGGAGGAGAACUUUGACACUCUGGUCAUUUACGGAGAAGACUGCGUAUUCCAUUCAAUGCUGAGGCACUCGUUGGUACCCACAGUGCUGGCGUCCUCGGGCAGCACUGACUUCGAUUGGAGUUUCAGCAGCUCGACACUUAUUCUCAGCUGCGGGGCCAAUGCCGAGCGAGAGCAGAACUAUCGCACUUUGAUGAAGCUGCAAAUGACAAGACGUCUGAUAUAUCUGCACGAGGACAUUGAGCCAGAGACAGUCUGCGGCCACUACUCUGUCAGGGAGCAGCAUAACGUUGCGAUGGUGCAAUCAAGCGUGGAUCAGCUGCUGACCAUCUACACCUGUCGCUGCUUUCAAGAACCCAACUAUGAGGAGCGAGACCUAUGCGAAAAUAGACCAAUUUUUGUGGAGCACUUUCGGGACAUGCGAGGUGGCAUAAUCAGAACACAGACCGACAAACUGAUCCCCCGAACGAUGGUGUACGUGGAUGCGAAGAGCGGCAAGGAGAAAAUAAUUGGUUACGUGGCCAAUUUGGUGAACAACUUCGCCCAGAAGGUAAAUGCCACCUUGGAUUUUCAUCAGCGAUGGAAAGAUGACGAACAGGAGGCGUCCUAUACGGACAUAAUAAGGGGGGUGGAGAAGGAUCGUCUGGACAUUGGCACUACCAUAGUGUCAUCUCUGCAGGUAUCGAAUUUGGAUCUUUUAAGCUAUCCCUAUUUGCUGACAUCGUACUGCCUGAUGGUUCCGGUCCCAGCCAGGCUGCCAUACAACCAGAUCUACGCAAUCAUAGUGGAUCCACUGGUGCUGUGCAUCAUCUUCGUGCUCUUCUAUCUGCUCUCAGCGCUGCUGAUCUACAGCCAGCAGCUGUCCUGGCAAGGCCUGACCCUGGCCAAUGUCCUGGUGAACGACAAGAGCCUGCGCGGUCUCUUGGGGCAGUCGUUUCCGUUUCCGCGAAACUCGAACAGGAAGCUAAAGCUCGUCUGCUUUAUUCUGUGCUUCGCUAGCCUGAUGAUCACCACCAUGUACGAGUCCUAUCUUGGGUCCUUCCUCACGCUCCCUCCGCCCGAGCCGGCCCUACGCACCUUCCCGGAUGUGAGCAAUUCCCGCCACAAGCUCGCCAUCAGUAGAUUCGAGCUGAAUGUCCUCACCGCCAAAAACAAUUCCCACCUUCGCCAGUUACGCAGGGAUCAUAUUUUGGUCAUCGAAGAGGUGGAUCAGUUCAUGCUUCUGCGCGAUUCAUUUAAUGACAGCUUCAUUUACACGGUAACCAAUGAUCGCUGGAGCUCCUACCAGGAUCAGCAGAGGAUCUUCAAGAAGCCCAUGUUCUACUACUCAUUGGAUCUCUGCUUCAAUCGUUUUUUGUACUUACAAAUCCCGCUGCGCCGUCACCUGCCCUACCGGCACCACUUCGAGGAGCACAUGCAGCGGCAGCAAGAGUUCGGUCUGGUGCAGUUCUGGAAGAGCCAGAGCUUCUACGACAUGGUGAGGCUGGGUCUGACGCCCAUGAGGGACUACAGCCAGCCGCCGCACAUUGAUCCGGCCAUUCUGGUGGAGGACAUCUCCUGGAUACUGAAGCUCUUUGGCGCAGCCAUCGGAAUAAGUUGCUGCUGCUUUAUCCUCGAGCUUUGGUUGGGAAGAAGCCGAAUGGCGUCCCCAUCCUCCAACAUUAAUUAACAGCUACUUAUCACGAGACCAUCUAAAGCGUUUAUUUGCUCGCCCAUUCGAACUAAUUCAUUUUUAAUAAAUCAGCUAAUUGCCCAUGCACGGACACGGA